Molecule: messenger RNA, 1709 nt
Organism: Gavia stellata (red-throated loon)
Lineage: Eukaryota; Metazoa; Chordata; Aves; Gaviiformes; Gaviidae
Gene: LRRC28
Product: leucine rich repeat containing 28
Exons: 9
Coding region: 48-1151 (367 amino acids)
Molecular function (GO): protein binding
Source: RefSeq, a predicted model, not a curated record
UCAGAAGAUGCAAUGCACUAGAUGUGGUGCUUGGAACAGGAUUAGUCAUGGCAUCAGAACUAUGUAAAACAAUCUCUGAGGCAAAGCUGGAAAGGCACAAGAACUUGUUCUUAAAUUACAGAAAUCUCCAUCACUUUCCUUUGGAGUUACUGAAAGAUGAGGGGCUGCAGUACUUGGAGAGACUUUAUAUGAAAAGAAAUUCCCUGACCACAUUGCCAGAAAACCUUGCACAGAAGCUUCCAAACCUCGUGGAAUUGUACCUUCAUUCAAAUAACAUAGUUGUUGUACCUGAAGCCAUUGGCUCCCUCGUUAAACUGCAGUUUCUGGACCUAAGUGAUAAUGCCCUCGAAAUUGUGUGUCCAGAGAUUGGCCGCCUGAGAUCUUUACGUCAUCUUCGCUUGGCUAACAACCAGCUGAAAUACUUACCUGCAGAGGUUGGAGACCUGAGGGAGCUGCAAACGCUGGACAUUUCAACCAAUCGGUUGAUAACGUUACCUGAAAGGCUGCAUAUGUGCCUUUCACUGCAGUACUUGACUGCAGACCGAAACCACCUGUGGUAUGUUCCCCGCCACCUGUGCCAACUACCAAGCCUCAACGAGCUCUCCAUGGCUGGAAACCGCCUUGCGUUUUUGCCACUUGAUUUAGGUCGUUCUCGGGAGCUACAAUAUGUUUACGUGGAUAACAAUAUUCAUCUGAAAGGCCUCCCAUCUUAUCUGUAUAAUAAAGUCAUUGGUUGCAGUGGUUGUGGUUCUCCAAUUCAAGUUUCAGAGGUGAAACUGCUCUCUUUUUCAUCGGGCCAGUUAACUGUGUUCCUGCCAGCAGAGGUGAAAUCUAUAGGGACAGAAACAGAUCAUGUGCUGCCUUUGCAAGAACUGGCCAUGAGGACCCUCUAUAACACCUACUGCAGGUUUUUAAAAGAUUUGAACUUUCUGACUCCAAUCUCGCUACCCAAAAGCCUCUUGGAAUUGCUGCACUGUCCCUUGGGACACUGCCACCGCUGCAGCCAGCCUAUGUUUACCAUUGUCUACCCAAAGCUCUUUCCCUUGAGGGAAACUCCAAUGGCAGGAUUGCAUCAAGGGAGGACAACUGUUAGUUUUGUGGCAUACUGCUGCUCCACCCAGUGUCUGCAGACUUUUGACCUACUGAGUUGAUAAACAUUUAAAACUACUCAGGAGUGCUGCCAGUUUAAAGCUGCAUUAGACGUCGUAUCCCGUUGGUACUGGAAUACUCUGUGUGUGCGCGUGUGCCAAAGCAGCAGAAGUGCCCAGUCGGGAACACUAAGAGGCACUUAAAUCCUGCCCUAUCAAAUUUGGAUGAACUGCAGAAACUUUUCGGAAGUGUAAAUACCAAGCUCUUGAAAGUAUUAACUUCUCUCUGCUCCAAGACAGCAUACAAACCAAACAAAUUCACAAGCUCUGACUUCAGGAUUUCCAGUAUUUUUCAAAUGUGGCUGUCUUCAGGUUGUCCCAUAGCAUCAUUUGAGGCAGCUUUCAUUCCUCUAACAGGAAAAAAAAAAAAGGUUGAGUCAUGACAAACGAGCUUUCACUUACUCCCCCCCAUCCUCUUCACCCUUACAGAUGGAUUCAGGUGUAUAGAUUUAAGCCUACAGAAACCUUUGAUGGAUCUCAGUGAUUUUUGCAUAGAAUUUAGCUUUAUUUUCUCCCUCUCAUAUUAAUAUUUUCCCCAGCAGAGUUAUCCCAGUUGUAUAC